Messenger RNA from Megachile rotundata (alfalfa leafcutting bee), 9190 nucleotides. It is a transcript of the gene cno, whose product is annotated as adherens junction formation factor afadin. Lineage: Eukaryota; Metazoa; Arthropoda; Insecta; Hymenoptera; Megachilidae. Gene Ontology annotation, molecular function: cell adhesion molecule binding. Gene Ontology annotation, biological process: signal transduction; regulation of protein localization. The record is from RefSeq and is a predicted model, not a curated record. Gene Ontology annotation, cellular component: adherens junction.
AGUAUGUAUUUUGGUAUGUGCCGUGUACUACGUGUAGGGAUGGCCACAGAGUUGGCAAAUAAGAAGGCGGAGCGCGAAGCUCUGCGUGGUGUGAUUCAACAAUGGAACGCUAAUAGAUUGGAUUUGUUCGAACUUUCAGAGCCGAACGAGGAUCUCGAAUUUCAUGGUGUAAUGAGAUUUUACUUCCAAGACAGCGGUCAGAAAGUGGCAACAAAAUGUAUAAGAGUAGCGUCGGACGCGACAAGUCAGGCAGUGAUCGAAACGCUGAUCGAAAAGUUCCGUCCAGAUAUGCGAAUGCUUUCUGUUCCGGAAUACGCUCUUUACGAGAUUCACGAGAACGGCGACGAACGUAAGCUCGGAUUGGAGGAGAAACCGCUGCUAGUUCAGCUAAACUGGCACAUCGACGACCGCGAAGGACGUUUUCUGUUGAGAAGAAUCGACGACAAGACGAACGCGCAAGGCGUGGGUUUCUCUUGUUCGGAGGGAUCUAGCUUUCGCAGAAAGUUGAGCAAACGAGAAAAAAAACAAAUGAAGAAACAAGAGAAGCUGGGUCGUCUGAAGAGUUUGGAACAGGAAGAAAAUACAGUACCGAUCGAUCAGAAUGGUGUAGCCGAAAAAUUAUACACGGAACUACCGGAAACUAGCUUUACCAGAAGCAUUUCAAAUCCGGAAGCUGUGAUGAGGAGGCGACGUCAGCAAAAAUUGGAGCGAAAACUGCAACAGUUUCGCAGUAAAGACGGCGGUCCCGACACCGGUGGAACAUUGAAGAUUUAUGGCGAGGCACUUUGUAAGGACGUUCCGUAUAAAACUCUGUUGUUGAGCGUAAGAGAUUCGGCUGUUCACGUGGUGCGAGAAAUGCUUUCCAAAUACGGUUUAGAAAAGGUUGAUCCGCAGCAGUAUUGUCUAGUACAGGUAAAUAGCGAGCACGUAAACGGAGGAGCGCAGCAAGAGUACAUAUUGGACGAUGAUGAAUGCCCUUUAGCUAUUCUUAUGAAUCAUCCGUCUGCACGGGGUUCGAUCAUGUUCCAUGUGCGGAGAAGGCCCGCGGAUUACGUGCCUCGGAAACGCAAGAAAAAGCCUAGCGGCAAAUGGAACGAACUCGAUCACAGAUACGAGGACGAAAGAUUGCCAUUUUUGGUGGAACUAAAUCCCGACGGGAGCGAGGUUCCGAACGGUGCUGGCGCGAGACACCGAUUGCAGCCAAACGUCACGGAGGUGGGUUCGGAAAGGCCGAUAGGGCCGCAGGCGGUUCAAGCUCAAACUUUGACGUUGACCGGACCGACCGUUAUGCCGAGACACUGUGUGAUCGCUUUUACCGAAAAUAUCGUUACCCUCACCCCUUGCUCCAGAGACGCUCACACAUAUGUCAACAAUCAGCGGAUACAUCAAACGACGAUACUCCAAAACGGUGCGAUCGUGAAAUUUGGCAGACUACAUACCUUUCGAUUCAUCGAUCCAGCGCCUGAAGAACGCAUCAGGCGACACGAAUCUACAAGACAAAUCGAAUACGGUUACGAACGCCUGCUUUUGUACCGUAGACGCUCGCCAGACUUGACCGGUCAGGAGACAAACGUGGAGAGAUACGGAUCGGCAUCCGGCACUCCGAACAGUGGACAGAAUCAAGGGUUGCAGAAUCAUGGCCAGGCAAAUCAAGAACAAACUUCUCACCCAUCUAGCCCGAGCAAAUCUACGACUAAUUCCGCUGUCGGUUGUCAUCCUCAAAGUCCGACGCACGCGCCGGAAUCCAUCCAUAAUUACGAGACUACGUUCGAUCUCGAUGGAAACGUCGAGACCGCCAGUUUGACCAGCAGCAGGGACGGUAACAGAACGUUGCAGAACGAUCGACAAGUACGAGGAACGGAUCCGAUUCUACCGGCCGUACUGGAGUUUCUCGAGGAAACCGAAGAGACGUUUUUCCACGCGGUGAUCACGGACGUGGAACCGUCAGCGCCUCAAUUCAAAUUGGCCCCAACGUACACGCUUUAUUUGGCAGCGAGAUAUCGGGCGAGCACGCAUUACAGACCGGAACUACAGCCAACGGAAAGGGCUCACAGAUUGACCGUGAUGUUAGCGAACGUAGCCAGCAUGAUACAACGGGUGAUACAGGAACGAUACAUGGACGCGUCUUCUUUGGCGCUCUCCAUGACAGUCUUCUCGGUGAAGAUACCGAAACAGAAGAAAAACGGAAUGAGAAGCUCUCAUACGCUUAAUUCAUUGCGUUUUUUUCGUUUUGCUUUUUUCUUUCCUGCACGCAGCCUGCUUUUGUACCGUAGACGCUCGCCAGACUUGACCGGUCAGGAGACAAACGUGGAGAGAUACGGAUCGGCAUCCGGCACUCCGAACAGUGGACAGAAUCAAGGGUUGCAGAAUCAUGGCCAGGCAAAUCAAGAACAAACUUCUCACCCAUCUAGCCCGAGCAAAUCUACGACUAAUUCCGCUGUCGGUUGUCAUCCUCAAAGUCCGACGCACGCGCCGGAAUCCAUCCAUAAUUACGAGACUACGUUCGAUCUCGAUGGAAACGUCGAGACCGCCAGUUUGACCAGCAGCAGGGACGGUAACAGAACGUUGCAGAACGAUCGACAAGUACGAGGAACGGAUCCGAUUCUACCGGCCGUACUGGAGUUUCUCGAGGAAACCGAAGAGACGUUUUUCCACGCGGUGAUCACGGACGUGGAACCGUCAGCGCCUCAAUUCAAAUUGGCCCCAACGUACACGCUUUAUUUGGCAGCGAGAUAUCGGGCGAGCACGCAUUACAGACCGGAACUACAGCCAACGGAAAGGGCUCACAGAUUGACCGUGAUGUUAGCGAACGUAGCCAGCAUGAUACAACGGGUGAUACAGGAACGAUACAUGGACGCGUCUUCUUUGGCGCUGUGGCUAGCGAACGGUUCGGAAUUGUUGCAUAUGCUGAAGAACGACCGGCACGUGGGAGCGUUCUCGACGAGGGCACAAGAUAUUUUGACGGAGGCGGUCCACGCGGCGUUCGCCUCUCUGGUCCGAUGCAUAUCUCUCGAACUAGCCCCGGCGAUGUCGCAGUUUAUGGCCGAUGCCGACGAGCCCGCCAAAGAAGCCGGAGUUUUACAAAUAUUUUCUAGCACGAUGGCUCUGCUGAGGCGGUGCAGAGUAAACGCUGCUCUGACCAUUCAACUGUUCAGCCACCUGUUUCACGCGAUCAACGCGACCGCGUUCAAUUCGUUGGUUUCGAACGCGAAUCUGUGCGUUCGAUGGUUUGGUCGUCGAUUGAAAGCGAGAUUGAACGCGCUCGAAACCUGGGCCGAAAGACAGGGUCUGGAGUUGGCGAGUCAGUGUCACUUGGCGACGAUCAUGCAGGCGACGCACUUGCUGCAAGCGCCGAAAUACAACGCGGAGGAGCUCGCCACACUAAGUUCCACGUGUUUCAAGUUGAAUUCCCUUCAAGUCAGGGCACUGUUGCAAAAGUACCAACCAGCUGCCGACGAGCCGAGACUUCCAGCGGAAUUAAUCGAGAACGUAGUACGAGUAGCGGAAAGCGUGGCAGACACGCUCGCGCGUGCCGACGGUAGAGAGAUUCGACUCGAGGAAGAACCUACGCUCGCGUUGGCUCUUCUUCUUCCCGAGGAUGGAUACAGUUGCGAGGUGAUACGCGGAGUGCCACCGGGAUUAGCAGAAUUCUUGGCCCCGUUGCAGCGGGACGGACUUUGUCGAAUGGCCCCACAGCCCACCAGCAGCGGAUAUUGGACCAUAUAUAUGAUCGAUCAUCACAAUAACUUUCGCAGCCCCAGCGCGAUGAGCAACAGAUCCGGCGGUGGCUAUUCUUGCCACGCUGGAGGACCGAAUUCCGCUCAACCGGAAAUACACGUGAUCAAAUUACAUAAAUCGACCAAUGGAAUGGGUUUGAGCAUCGUUGCGGCGAAGGGCGCUGGCCAAGACAGACUGGGAAUAUAUAUAAAGAGCGUAGUUGCAGGAGGUGCCGCCGAUGCUGAUGGUAGAUUGACGGCUGGCGAUCAACUGCUCAAGGUCGACGGGCAAAGUUUAGUCGGAAUUACGCAAGAAAAAGCUGCCGAAUAUCUGGUGCGCACGGGGCCGAUAGUGACACUGGAAGUUGCCAAGCAGGGUGCCAUAUAUCAUGGUUUGGCUACUUUGUUAUCGCAACCGUCACCGGUUAUGAGCAGAGGACCUCGCCGCAUGAGCGAACGAGAUUUACCAUCGCGGCUUGGACGCGACCUAACCGCUCCUCAGCAACAAAUGCAUACCAGCAAGUCAGUGCCAGCAUUGCACAACGUAGGUACCGAUGGAAAGCAACAACACGAGGUAUUCAAUCCCGGUUAUAGCAGGGCGUCGUCCAGUAACAGCGUUACUCCUCCGGUUACGCAGCCUCUACCGAUCAACCCUAUCAACAGUUCGACGUCGUUACGCUCUCGUUCUAGUCACAAUUUACACGACUCGACGAGAAUCGGGAUGUUACCACCGAGUGGUCUUCUUGUCGGUAGACAACGAUCCUCGCCGAACUUGAAUCCUGGUCAAACGAUCGCGAACAACGAUCCUUCGAGUAACCUCGCUACCGCCUUGAACGUUCUUCAAGGAAACGAAGCCGAAAGGUUUUACCAAAAUUUGAGCAUCUACAGGAAUCAGGAUGCGACGGCGAAACAGCGAUAUAGCCCGUCUCAGCAUUCCGAUGAAAGAAAUCUUCUGCAGCCGCAGAAGAACUCGAAGGGCUCGCAAAAUUCGUUGAAUCGGCCGGGAACGUUCGAAACGAGCCAAAUCAGGGACCGGCCGAUAUCCGCCUACGUGUCUCAAAGUCAGCAACAACCUUAUCUCACCGGACAACCGCAGUCGCAGUCGCAGUCGCACCUACAGUCGCAAUCGGUAUGUGCGCCAACGUCGCUAAGAUCUCAAUCCUCGCGGGACACGAUACGACAAGAAGCGAAACUUCAGGAAAUGCAAGAAGAAGUGAGAAGGCGGGAACUACGAGCUGCCGUACCGGUUCCAUCGAAUCAGUAUCGACCUAGCGGCUCGUACAAUGUAAAAGCGAAUUCGGUCACAUCACCGAACAAUUCCUCCGUUCGUCCGACAAAAUCUCUUGGUCCCCAGCCGAACUUGGGUUCGAGUCCACCGAUAACGGUGUCGACGUCUCCAAUUUCGAUAUCUGGAUAUAGCGCGAGACAAGUCGCGCAAAGUACUUCGAGUUACGGUUAUUUGGAUCCUCAGUACGGAUCAUACAUGAUUCAGUACAGCAAAUCCUCCCAUGGGCAUGCACAUCAACAUCAACCUCAAUCUCAGUCUCAACCUCAACCCCAAACUCAACUUCAAUCUCAACCGCAACCUCAAAUUCAACCUCAAUCUCAAUCUCAAUCUCAAUCUCAAUCUCAACCGCAACCUCAACCUCAAUCUCAAUCUCAACCUCAAUCGCAAGCUCAAGCUCAAGCUCAACAUCAACAUCAACACCCGCAUCAGUAUCCGCAUCAACAUCAAUAUCAGCACCAACAUCAACAUCAUCAUCAUCAGCAUCAUCACCAAAGCGUGCAACAACAAAAUUUUUCACAUAUCCAAUACGGUAGUACUCCUCCAUCGAGAGGCAAGAACGAUUCAACAAGAUUACAGCCGAACGGAGCUAUGCUCGAUUUUGGAAGAGAGCAGAGUUGUCAAGACAUCGACAAAUCGUAUUCCGAUCAAACUCAUCGCUUGACCGUUGGUUCGCAGUAUUAUUUGAACGGUAAUUCGGAUGUACGAAACGACCAUUAUAACGCCGAAAAUAGCAUGAAUAGGUCACAGUUCGCUUCGGAAGUAAAUAGUUUAAAUACCGAUGUUACUCCGAUGAGACCUGCUCUUCCAGAAGAAGGAUAUACCGAAAGCCCUCCGCCACCGCCGCCAAACACCUCGACUCAUCCUCUCUAUAGCAAACAAUCGGAUUCCAGAUACACCGCGAGCAUGCAAGACCCUCCCCGCGGAGGAUAUUAUCCGGCAAAUGGAAUGGGGACCGGAUUGCAACCGCGUCAGUAUCAGUACAGUGCCACGAACCCUUGGCAACGAGAAGAAAAGGAAAAGGAACAAGCGCGCAGAAGGGAAGCGGCAAGACAGUGGCGAGAUCAACAGAUAGCGGAACUGAGUGCGUUACCACAUCGGACAUCCCAGCAGGAAGAGCAAUUAAGGGCGCUUCAAUUGGAGAGAGAUUUUCAAAAGAGAGCCGAGGAGGUUGCUAACCAGCAAGACGAUGACGAAGAAAGUAACGAUUUGGACGCGGAGAGUAUACAACGACUUCAGGGGUUACUUCGUACAACGGUGGCUCAAGAUCGGAACAAUUCGUUGGAACAGCAGAUGAUCCUGUCCAGAAACAACGCGGCGAAUCAUUCGAUCAGGGGAAACUAUGCUGCUCAAACUGUCGGUGGAAGCAUGCCCAUGCAUAGUCCGAGCAUCGUCGCGCACGGAAUCGACGCUCCACAAACUUCUCAGAACGUUUCGAGCGGUGGCGUCAGCCAACAAGAUAAUUCUGGUUCGCAUUCCUCGCUAACUUUUCAACGCGAACAAACCAUGCAAAUGCAAAAUAACGUCGGGCAAAUUUCAAUGUCGUCCUUGAUUCACUCGAACGCUUCUCAAAAAUCCGGUUCCCUUCCUUCCGUUCAGUUUAUCGAAGACAAAGAGGCACACCGUAGAUCGGACGAAGUUAGAAGAAGACAAUUGGAAGCUGGCUCGGAUGAAACACAGAAAAAGAAAGAGGAAGAUGCUAACAAACAACAACAAAUUCAACAAAUAUAUCAACAACAACAACAACAGCAGCAGCAGCACCACCACCAACACCAACAUCAGCAGCAACAGCAACAGCAACAACAACAGCAACAGCAUAACCACCCCAUCAUCACCCAUCAUUUGCCACAGUCGCAAUCCCAUCUGAAGAGUCAACAAACGUUACAUCCCAGUAUGUUACGGCUGGAUAACUUGACUAUCAAUGGACUUAACGCGUCUCCUGCGCAAAAUGGCAAUAACGAUGCGCCUCUGCCGCCAGAACGAGGUUCCAGUUUUGCGGUGAUGUCACAGCAAGGAGUCCUCAGAUCGAACAAUGCAACAUCUUCGAAUACUGUAACGUUAACCUCUCCGCAAUCGACGACCAUCAAGAGAGUUUCGUUUCACGAUUCGAACGCGAACGUGAAUAUUGAAUCUGGAACGGUGCAACGAAACUUAUCGUCCGGGAAUUUAACCACGAUUCCGUCCACGACUAUGGAUGUCAUCACGGAAGAUCCAAACAUUUUCAUUAACGACGCUGAAAUGUUGUUGGCAUCUCCAAAGACACCCGAAGGACCAGGUAUUCCGCUUAGUGGCAGUACACCUGGUGUAAUAGGCGCUCAAGAAGUUUACAAGGAUCCGCGGCAGAGGCGACUUGCCGAGAAGCAAAAACAACAACAACAAAAUUCUCAAGUUGGUCAAGUACCGGAAAAACUCAGUUUCAAAGAGAAAAUGAAGAUGUUCGCGAUGGAAACCGGGGAAGAUGGAACUCCGCGGGAUAAGGUGAAAAUAUCCCGUGCUCAGCGUGAAAUAGAUAACAUAGGAAAUCCUACAAGCGCGCUGAUUGGCAGUAACGGCAACAACGCCGGUAAUAACCACAACAACGAUAACAGUAAUAACGGUAAUGCUAUUACCGCUGUUACUGCUAAUAACCCUAAUAAUAGCAGCGUUAACUGCGGCAGCAGUAGCAGUAACAACAUCAAUAACAACAACAACAACAUUCACAACAAUAGAAAUUAAGACUGAACAUUGAAAUUUAUUUUCUGCGUAACGAUAAUAGGUUCGAUAAAAAUAACUGAUCCAUCGAUUCAAAUUUUUAUCACGCAAUAAGUAAAAUAAACGUUACGUUUUAUUUUCUAUAACGUAUCGUUCGAUAAGAGUAUAUAUCGAUAUAACGAGAAUUUAUUUUCCAGUAUUUCCGAAUCAAAAAAAAAAAAAAAAAAAAAAAAACGGAAAAACAUCCAGCGAAGUAGAAGAAAUCGUAACGAACUACGUCGCGCGAUUAAGUUACUGUCGAUCGCUAACAACGACCCGCGACACGCUAUCGACAUAGUAACACGACCAAUGUCUGAUUGAUUCGAUACCUGACUCUACUCGUUCCAAACUAGACCAAUUUAACGUCAACGUUUUCAUAAUUAGACGCGGCAACGAAUAAAGUUUGAAACGAAGCGUCCCGUUGCUUCGAAGGAAAAAAUCGUCGUGCAGUCAAUUUAACCGUGGCGGUCGACGAUUGCGAGGAAAGAGUUACAUGUUACGAAUGUACAUAGAUAACGUUAGUUUAAUUUUUAGAGUCACUCGUUACGUACGACGUUCUUUCGUAUUUAUAUGUUCGUCGAUGCGCGCAUCGGGUACAGAGUACUUUGCGCGACGCGAAUACGCGUAUACGCGUAUACGCACGCAUGUUUUCGUUUAUUUCGCCAACAGACACACCGAUAGCUUUAACGCGAUCGUUUGAUAGAACGAGCACCGAUUAAUCAAAUAGGCAGCUUUAAGUAAAUCAACGAUGAAAACAUCGUUUAAGGCCUGUAUGCGGCCGCUAUAGACAAAUUUCAAUUUCAAUUUAAAUUCCGAAUUCGUUUCGAAACAGCGGAAGGAGAUUAUUAUGUAGUUAUUACGUUAUACUAAUAGAUGGAGAAAAAAGAAAAAAAAAUACACAUUGUUACGUCGUUAGUUCCCCGGCUUCGGCCUCGAUUUAUCGCAGUUUCGUUCGGUAGCGUUUCGACGAAAUUUCAUUCCGUACGUAUUCCCAUCGACCUAGCGUCAUCCACGUAAGCGAUUAAUAAAUUCUUCUCGUCUAACGUCGGUGUUUUAACGAAGAGAAAAGAAGACAGAAAAAAACGAACAUAAACCCAUCAGUUUUACACGUUCGACCCGGCUAUUAAUAUUUCUCUCGACAACUUUGUUCAUUAUUUUAUUGUUAGUCCUUCGUAUACAGGACCGAUAUACACGUGUUUUAGAAAGCGUGAAAAAUGUAGAAAAGGAAAGGAAAAUUAAGAGAGAAACGUGCAGCGAAUGAAAAUAUUUUUUUGUCGAAUACAACAAACGUAAAAUAUUGUAUCUGCACUAUAUUUUUUCUAACGUACUUUCAUAUCUCUCGAGAAACGAAAUUGUUUCGUUAACGACUUCAAAUUAAUAUUUUGACUCUACAUCUUGUUAGCAAAUAUAUUGUCACAGUUUACUAUUGUAUACGUUAUAAUUAUACUUUUAUAAAUCA